Closterium sp. Naga37s-1 is the source of this 2082-nucleotide messenger RNA. The record is from the annotation of a GenBank genome assembly. NCBI's taxonomy places the organism in Eukaryota, Viridiplantae, Streptophyta, Zygnematophyceae, Desmidiales, Closteriaceae.
AUGAAGGAGUUCGCCUUGUGCGGCGUGUGCCGGCUGUCGCACGAUCAGGGCCGACCGCACAUCUACACCAAGCGACACACGACGGCGCUUGCGACGCUUCUCGAUAAGGAGCUUCGUCGCAUGACCGCCCUUGCGACGUGGCUCGAGUCGCACAGUCGGUCGCUGGCGUCUACGCAAGAGCAAAGCGCGCCGAUAGCGGCGGGGAUAGCCGCGCAGGGCGGCGCGGACGAGAGGCGGAAUGGUGCCUGCAGCCGCGAGGAGCGCCGCGAUUGGCGGCCCGCCGGAUCUCUGUCAGGAACGCGCGGCGACGAGGGAACCGAUAGAGCGAGUAUUAAUGGCGGCAGUGAUGGCGGCGCGGGUGUCGCGUGCGAGGAGAGCCGGAAACGGAGCCGAUGGUGCCGGUUUUGCGACGCUGAGGUGGCAGAGGAUAGCGUGAUCGGCGGAUGCGACGGGUCGACUGUGCCUGCAGGGGGUGCUGCAGGGGAUGCUGCAGCAGGUGGUGCUGCAAGGGAUGUUACAGGGGACGCUGGCACCAAGCGACGAGCCAAGAAGCAAAGAGGGAGCAACCAAGGAGGUUUAGAGAUUAAAGAGACCAAAGAGACCUGGCGGGCAUUCGUGCUGCCCCCUGCCGUCGCCACUGCCACCGCCGCCACUGCUGCUGCUGCUGCUGCUGCUGCUCUGUCGUCUCCUUCUUCCCUUCCUGCUCCCCUGCUCUCCUCAAUAACCCCAUCGAAUCAACCCCCCUGCCCGCCCCUCACUACCCUCCCACACACAAGCACCCCCUACCCUCCCACCCCCACCACUACCACCGCCAAACCCAUCACCACACCACCGAACCCAUCUGCACCACUGCUAAACCCUUUGACACCCCCCGAGGGCCUCUCCCUGGUCCCAGACUCCUUCUGCCCCAUCCUCUGCCCGCCAAUCACCAACGCCAAAAUCUGGAAGUUUCGGGCGCAGCGCGUUGGGGCAGCCUGGGCAGAGCAGCGCCGGGCAGAAAUAAAAGCGGCGGAAGCGGCUCGGAGUGUGGCCGCUGCCACUGCUGCUGCGCUGCGGUUUGCCCCUGCUGGCCCUCCGACCACGGGCAGGGGCCCUGAGGUCAUAACAUCAUCUUCAACAGGUUCAGCUGAAGCUUCUGCUGCUGCUCCCACUGCUGCUGGUGCUGCUGCUGCUUCUGCUAGUGUGGUUGGUGAGCGCAGUGAGAUCGACCAAUCGAGCGUGUCCAUGUGGCUUCCGAGCUUUGGGCGGGUGUGGCAGAGUGGCCCUAGGCAGGCCAGCAGGAGGGAGUUUGAGGCAGAGAGACGAGCGCAGAAGGGCAAACGCGCGCAGGAAAGGGCUUUAGAUGCGCCUUUAAAGUCACAGAGCGGCCCUCGGCAGGCCAGCAGGAGGGAGUUUGACGCAGAGAGGCGAGCUCAGAGGGGCAGAGGCGGGCAGGAGAGGCAGCACAGGGGAGGGGAAGAAAAGUGGCACAAACAACGUGAAGAGCAGCAGCACGAGGGAGCGAGGGGAGGAGGGGAGGAGGGUGAAAAAAAGGAGGGUAACCACUGGGCUGAGCGGUCUGUAGGGACUGGAGGAGCAGUGGUCCAACUGAUGAUGCCGCAUGCUGAUCACCCCUUGCCGCCACAGCCCUCUCAGAGGCAUGGUUUACCUUCAGGGCCUGUUGCUUCACCAAGGGGGGUGGUGGCUCUAGCGGGCUUUAAUGAUGCAGCUUCUGCCUUGCAAGCUUCUGCCUUGCAAGCGUCUGACUUGCGAGCUUCUGACUUGCGAGCUUCUGACUUGCGAGCUUCUGACUUGCGAGCUUCUGACUUGCGAGCUUCUGACUUGCGAGCUUCUGACUUGCAAGCUUCUGACUUGCAAGCUUCUGACUUGCAAGCUUCUGACUUGCAAGGUUCUGACUUGCACGCUUCUGACUUGCAAGCUUCUGACUUGCAAGCUUCUGACUUGCAAGGUUCUGACUUGCACGCUUCUGACUUGCAAGCUUCUGACUUGCAAGCUUCUGACUUGCAAGCUUCUGCCUUGCAAGCUUCUGCCUUGCGCGCUUCUGAGCUGAGGCCAUACGUUCCAAAGCGCCUCAGGCGAUGA